This is a messenger RNA of Penicillium taxi, 2214 nucleotides long. RefSeq names its product anaphase promoting complex subunit CDC16. The coding region runs from base 1 to 2214 and encodes 737 amino acids. Gene Ontology annotation, molecular function: protein binding. Gene Ontology annotation, biological process: cell division. The record is from RefSeq and is a predicted model, not a curated record. The transcript has a single exon. NCBI's taxonomy places the organism in Eukaryota, Fungi, Ascomycota, Eurotiomycetes, Eurotiales, Aspergillaceae.
AUGGCCAUGGAGCAAUACCUUCGGGACUGGCGACAGGACGCGAUCAACCGGAGCCAAUAUGAGACUGCUGUUUUCGUUGGAGACAAACUUCUGGCACUCACCAGUAGGCAUCUUGCGCCAGAUUGCUUUCUUAAUGCUAACUCAUAUCGAAAAGACAGUGACGGUGAUGCCUUUUGGCUUGCACAGGUUCAUUUCACGACUGGUAGCUAUUCCCGUGCCCUAGCUCUGUUGUCCCGCGAAGAUCUUGUCUCGAGAAACCCCGCCUGUCGAUACCUUGCCGGCCUCUGCUAUAUCAAACAGAACCAAUUUGAGCAAGCACUUACACUACUUGGUGAAAGUAACCCUACCGAGUUGAUUACCGACAAACAUGGUCGUCGCAAGAUCCCACAUCUUCGUGGACAGAGCCAUGUGACACUACGCAAUGGCAAGACUACUCGUGAGACUACUCGUGAACGUGACGAGCGCGAUGAGGAGCAUGAGAGGAAUAUUAAGUUUGAGGCAUCCAUAUGCUACUUGCGUGGCCUAUGCUUUGCGAAGCAGAAUAACUUUGACCGUGCUCGUGAAUGCUAUGAGACUGCCGUGCGAAUUGAUGUUCAAUGUUUUGAGGCAUUGGACCAACUAACGAAGAACUCCCUGAUGACACCAAAGCAAGAGCUUGAGCUCCUUGAGUCGUUAUGUUUCGACUCUAUCCACGCAUCCGACCCCUCUGUAGCCCAGGAAGCCGCUGAAUUUACCAAAAUGCUCUACACCACCCGCCUUUCCAAAUACUCCUCACCCUCGAUCCUGUCGAAUGCGACCGAAACCCUUUCGACCCACUACAAGCUCGCUAAUAAUCCGGAUAUUUUGCUUUCUCGUGCAGAAAUGUUUUACACUCAGUGUCGUUUCAACGAGGCCCUCGAAUUGACUUCCUCUAUAAUCACUACCCAUACCACCGACUUCACUGGAACGGCCAGCCAAAAUAUCCAUCAUCGUAACCAACUCGCACUUGCACCGGCAGCGUAUCCACUCCAUCUGGCUUGUCUCUACGAGACUGGGGCCAUUAAUGACUUGUUCUUGCUGUCCCACAUGUUGGCAGACUAUGCACCCGAAGAAUCUUACACAUACUUGGCCAUUGGCGUCUAUUACCUUGCGGUAUCGAAGAUUCCCGAAGCCAGGCGGUUUUUCUCCAAGGCAUCUCUUCUUGAUCCCCACUCAGCACCAGCUUGGAUCGGGUUCGCCCAUAGCUUCGCUGCCGAGGGAGAGCAUGAACAGGCUAUCGCGGCCUACAGUACUGCAGCACGCCUUUUCCAAGGCAGCCACCUGCCUCAACUUUUUCUAGGAAUGCAGCAUCUUGCUCUUAAUAACAUGACACUAGCUUAUGAAUAUCUGUGGGCUGCUAACGCCAUGUCGACCGGGAUGGAAAUAGGUGCUUCCGUCCCUACAAAGUCUCUACCCAGUCCUCUUGGUGGCGACCCCCUUGUCCUCAAUGAACUUGGGGUGGUCUUCUACCAUCAAAAUAGCCACACAAGCGCAGUAGCGUUGUUCCGACAAGCGCUCAACCUUGCCACCUCCCUUCACUGUGAGCCAGGUGCUUGGGUCGCCACCCGUGUCAAUCUUGGUCAUGCUUUACGCCGCAUGGGGCAGUUCAGCGAGGCACUUACUGAAUUUGAUGAAUGUCUUCGUGUAGGCUCCGGGGGCAACACUUCUGGCUACUCUCCGUUCUUAGGUCGCAGCGCGGGUGGUUCUGCCACCGUUCCUUCAGCGUCAGGUGUUGGCGGGUAUGAAGACCGAGGCCUGGUAGGCUCUCUGCACACGUCUCGUGGCCUUGUGCUUCUAGAAUUGGGUCGUAACACGGCCGCAGUGGAAUCUUUGCACGAGGCUGUCCGGAUAUUGGGCGCUCCUGGCGGUGGGGAUUCUGCUGGUGGUGCUGGAAUCGCUCAAACUCUUUUGGCACGGGCACUUGAAAUCUGGGCUCUGGAGGGUCGGGAGAAAGACCACACCACUGGAAGGGACCGAUCAUCCGCUUCUGUGUCUCCAUCCAAGCACCGAAUCGAAGCUGCCAUCGAACCGGAGACUGAGCUCGAGGCGGCGUUGGAUAAUAAUGCCGAUGAAGUCUUGCGAAGAGCAGGUCUAGGACGGACACGACGUCGACCAGCCCGGUCUUCUAACCCAUCCCCUCCUCCAUCCCCACAUCGCACCCGUCGCGGGCAAGGACGAACCCCCAGAGCUCACUGA